AUGAUGUCGGCGACGACGAGUCACGGGAGAGUGCUAUUUCCGCCACCGCCGGUAGCGUCUCACAACCAGCAUCGACCGAUGAUCGCAACCGGAUCGGAGAUUUUCGUCAUGAGAGAAAGAGCACCGAGGCGAUUCAGGCUGACGAUGGCGACGAGUGCGACUGCCAAGUACAAGGGGACGAAGAUGAGAGAGGAGAAGCUAUCGGCGAUGAUAGUGGAGAAGAUAAAGGAAGCGACGGAGGUUUGCGAGGCGGAUGAGAGAUCGGAAGGUUGUAGAGUCGCGUGGGACGAAGUUGAAGAGGUGAGUCAAGCCAAAGCAGAUCUGAGGAUCAAGCUCAAGCUCUUAAACCAGGAUCCACUCGAGAGUUUCUGUCAGGAGAAUCCUGAAACCGAUGAGUGUCGAAUCUAUGAAGAUUGA
Microthlaspi erraticum is the source of this 417-nucleotide messenger RNA. The record is from the annotation of a GenBank genome assembly. Lineage: Eukaryota; Viridiplantae; Streptophyta; Magnoliopsida; Brassicales; Brassicaceae.